This is a messenger RNA of Sodiomyces alkalinus F11, 270 nucleotides long. RefSeq lists its product as hypothetical. Bases 1 to 270 code for a protein of 89 amino acids. NCBI's taxonomy places the organism in Eukaryota, Fungi, Ascomycota, Sordariomycetes, Glomerellales, Plectosphaerellaceae. The record is from RefSeq and is a predicted model, not a curated record. The transcript has 2 exons.
AUGACAAUGGACGGGACCAGAAUGGAGCCUUUACCCCUGUGUCGGCAAGAUGGCCGAACUAUGAAAUUGCCCAGGAUAAUUUUCUGGGCAUACGAUUGUGUCCUUCUUCUUCUAAUCACCCGGCGCGUCUCUCCUCCGGUCCUCGGUGCAAUCUCUUUUUCCUCCCGUUCUGAGAUUGAUAUCUUCCUCUCCUCUUCACUUUUCCUCCUCCGCCUCCUCCGCCCCCUCUCCCUCCUCAUCCUCUCUUCCUUCAACCCUCAUCUUCGAUAG